CGCGUCGCGGACAUGGUCCCCGCCGCCGCCGGCCCCGCGCAGGUCGUUCGCGCGGCGCAGAAAGACGACUACUACCGCGGUGGGCUGCGGGGCGCGGCGGGCGGCGCCCUGCACAGCUUGGCGGGUGCGAAGAGGUGGCUGGAGUGCAGGAGGGAGGUGGAGCUGCUGUCCGACGUCGCCUACUUUGGCCUCACCACGUUUGCAGGCUACCAGACCCUCGGGGAGGAGUAUGUUGGCGUCAUCCAGGUGGACCCGUCCCGGAGCAGAGUACCCUCCAGGUUGCGCCGUGGCGUGCUGGUGGCGCUGCACACCAUCCUGCCCUACUUGCUGGACAAGGCCCUGCUGCAUCUGGAGCUUGAGCUGCAGGCCGAGGCCGACAGCCCCAGGCCCUCGCAGGGCAGCCUGGCUCUGGGCGGGCGUGGCCGGUCGGGAGCCAGGCACUGGGUGCGCCGGCACACGGCCACCCUGGCGGAACCGCAGAAGAGGACGCUCCUGCGCGCGGUGGUGGUGCUCAGGCAGGGCCUUGGCUGCCUCCAGCGGCUCCACAUUGCCUGGUUCUACAUCCACGGGGCCUUCUACCACCUGGCCAAAAGGCUCACAGGAGUCACUUACCUUUGCGUGCACUCUCCAGCUACGGAGGACCUGAGGGCUCGAGACAGCUACAGGCUGCUAGGAGUCCUCUCCCUGCUGCACGUGGCCCUGUCCGUGGGCCUGCAGCUGUACGGCUUCCGGCAGAGGCAGCGCGCCCGGCGGGAGUGGAAGCUGCACCGUGGCCUGACUCUCCGCAGGAGCCACGCGGAAGAGAAAGCCGUUUCCAGAAACUCCACGUGUACGCUGUGCCUGGAGGAGCGCAAACACCCCACAGCCACGCCCUGCGGCCACCUCUUCUGCUGGGAGUGCAUCACCCAGUGGUGCGACACCAAGGCGGAGUGCCCCCUCUGCAGGGAGAAAUUCCCUCCCCAGAAGCUCGUCUACCUGCGGCACUAUCGCUAGCCCACCCGAGGGCAGAGGCACCGGGGACUGUCAGGAGAGAAACCCCGUCUACUCUCAAGGUCGCUUUUACUUGCACAGGAAUUGCCUAACUCCGAUUUUAUUUCACGUCACGUGAGAAACUACACGAGCAGCUUGCGGACGGAAGCUGGACCUGCCUGCACGGUCCAGGUCUGAGGUCUCUGUGCCGAGUGUGGGCUGGCACUUCCCCGCUCAGUCGCCCCGAGCCCACGGUGCCGGUGGCGAGCGGCAGCUGGGGCAGAGCCCGCCAGGGGGUCCGCACCCCUGCCCCCACCCCCACGGUACAUCUGGGUCACUUCUUCAGGAGCUGGACUAUUGGACAAGGUUGUUUCCAUCCCAUCCCCAAACCAUACAGUGGAAAGUGAGUUCCAGAAGUGGGACCAGCCAUUCACGUGAUGAGAAAAGGAGUCUGUGUCCGGCGCACAGCGGACGGUUGGGGUUUGGCCC
Molecule: messenger RNA, 1458 nt
Organism: Lontra canadensis (Northern American river otter)
Lineage: Eukaryota; Metazoa; Chordata; Mammalia; Carnivora; Mustelidae
Gene: PEX10
Product: peroxisomal biogenesis factor 10
Exons: 6
Coding region: 13-993 (326 amino acids)
Biological process (GO): protein import into peroxisome matrix
Cellular component (GO): peroxisomal membrane
Molecular function (GO): hydrolase activity; zinc ion binding
Source: RefSeq, a predicted model, not a curated record